GUCCAGCCCAAGGACUUGGUGGAUGAUGUCGCGCUGUGUUGGGUUGGCAACGACCCGCGUGGAGUGCGGGAGAUGGCCAUUGCUACUCGUGCGUUCUGCAGGGCUGUUAGGCCCCUCGGACUGGUGCUGCAAAUGGAUAAGUCUGGUCACCUCACGACGUCCAGGCGUACCAGCUACCACUUCCAGAAGUACGCCAGGCUGCUGAAGAUCUCUGGCAAGAGGCACAUGCGGUACCUUGGGCACGAUUUAGCUGGGUCAUCUGCCACCAGAGCCGUGCAGAAGGAUCGCCUGAAGUCUAUGCACGGCAAGAAGGCCAGCGUCCGUGCCUUGCAGAAGGGAGCAGGGCGACAGCGAGCGGCUCGGCUUUGGGCCACGGGUGUGUUGCCAUCCGUGGGGCACGGAGCCACGGUCAGCGGCAUCAGCGACAGGGAGCUGCAGCAGAUGAGGAGCAUGGCUGGCGUCUUCUGCGGCUACAGGGGGUCGGGCUCCCUGACGCUGUACCUGGCCGCGCAGAAGUGGAACUUCGACCCCAUUUUCCACGCUACCUGCAGCAUCGUGGGGCAGUACGCGGCGUGGGUGUGGGAUGGGCGUGUGACGCUCUCCCGCCUGCAGCGUGCCUGGAUGUGCUUGCGUGACUCCUGGGAUGUACGCGACACUCACGUCACUUGGGCCAGUGCACAGGGCCCGCUGUCGGCGAUGUGGUUGUCGUUCAGGAGAGUCAACUGGAACAUGGCCAGCUCCACUAUCUUGGUUGAUGAGGGCCUGCACAUCAGUCUGUUGCAGUAUUGUCCCAGUGAGGUGCUGUUCUUCCUGCAUCGCAGCCUGGACCGUUGGCAGAGCCACCGCAUCCUCGACCAGCUUCCUGAGGCGCCCCCAGCCGAUGGUGCAGGCAGGCGGCAGCACGUGUGGCUUCGUGCGCUUCGGCUGGGCCACGCCUCUUUGGCGCCUGGGCACAGAGGGGCGCUGGCCAAGCUGCAGUCCAACGGCUUCUGGUCGCCGCAGCGCCGCAAGCAGGCUGGCUACAGCGACGAUGGCUCGUGCGAGUUCUGCGGGGAGGCCUACUGCGACCUCGAGCACGAGAUCUUUGGCUGCAAGGUCUUGCAUCAGCAGCAAGAGGACGAGGAGACGGAGCCGUACCCUGAGGACGUCGCCAGGAGGAGGAAGGACAUCCUGGAGGCAGCCCCGUGGCAGGACGGGUGCCAGGUGCAGGACUUCUCGGCCCUGGACGUGCUCUACGCGCUGCCCAUGAGGCCUGCCUUCAGGCCGCUGCCUGCACGCGCUCAGGCUGAGCGUGAGUGGGGGGCGAUCGGCCUGCCGUGGCCGUCGAAGCUGUACGGGGACGGUUCGUGUCUGGAAAGUGACUUCCCUGAGGAGCGGCGCUGCGGAUGGGCCGUUGUGGCCUUGACCCGAGACCUGUGGCCGUACAAAGCUCUGUUCGGGAGCCUGGGGGGCCCCAUCCAGUCGGUGCCGAGGGCCGAGCGGGUGGCUGGUCUCAAGGCCCUGCAAAGGGCCCAGAGGCCAGCCACGUACGUGACCGAUCAUUUGCAGCUGCAGGAGCCCCUCGAGCAUUUUUUCGGCAACAUGUGGGCGGAUGUUUUCGCCAGAGUGGCCGCGGCCGACUUCCUUGGAUCCACCUCCGUGGUCAAG
Prorocentrum cordatum is the source of this 1647-nucleotide messenger RNA. NCBI's taxonomy places the organism in Eukaryota, Dinophyceae, Prorocentrales, Prorocentraceae. The record is from the annotation of a GenBank genome assembly.